This is a messenger RNA of Monodelphis domestica (gray short-tailed opossum), 2886 nucleotides long. It is a transcript of the gene FAM13A, whose product is annotated as family with sequence similarity 13 member A. The record is from RefSeq and is a predicted model, not a curated record. Lineage: Eukaryota; Metazoa; Chordata; Mammalia; Didelphimorphia; Didelphidae.
UACGGAGGAGAAGGCGGGGGGGGGGGGGGGGGGGGGGGGGGAGGUAAGUCUGCCGAACGGCAGCGUCUGCUUCUUCCCAUUGGCCAGAGCGCGAGGCUGCUUCCUCAGAACAAAAGGUCAAAGAGGACUGCGGGGUGAUCCCAGAGAGCAGUAGCUAUGCCGGGAGAACCGCGCGCACCGCGACCAGUCGUGGGCUCGGUUUUCCAGGAGCUCGCGCCUUCCCCUGACUACGCGUGUGCAGCCCGCGGCCUCCAGGGGCCAGUCCCAGCGCGGCGCUUGGGGUCCAGAGCGAUUUUAGAAGAAAUUGCCUGAAUCCGGAGACUCGCAGAUCUGCUGCAGAAGAGGCAUCAGCAGCGUCCCCUUGUCAACUUUGGGGCUACGAUGGCUUGGGAAAUCAUGCCUCUGCACAGCGCUCCUGUGUCCCAAGUCAAUAAUGUUUCAACAACUGGAGAGCUCUUAGAAAGAACCAUUCGGUCCACUGUGGAACAGCAUCUUUUCGACGUUCAGACCUCAGGGAGUCAGAGCUCAGAAGAUUCUGAAUGUGGAGGGUCACCAGCUUCUUCCACAGUGGCUGCCAGGCAGAAACGGUGGCAGAAGAAGAAUCAGAAUGACAUCAGACAGAACAGAGAAAGGGCAUUUAUCAACAAAGAAAAUAUUCCUUCUGAGUUCAGCAGCCUCGAGGAUUGUAUUUUGACUACACAGGAAGCAGAAAAAUUUCAGGAAAACAACUGUGUAUAUAUUGAAGAAAACAGUAAACCUAAAAGACAGAAAUCCAGUACCAGACUUUCUGAGAUUAAUGACAACCAAGAUAGUCAUGUGAAUAUGGAAAACAUUAAUUCCUCAAGAACUCAAGAGCGAUUUGGAUGUGAUGAUAUUCUGGAACUGAUGUCUGAUAAAAGCAAAGAAAAUAGCAGUGAUGGAAAGUACCCACCACACUCUCAGCUUUUCAGCAUGAAGAUUCAGGAGCUUCCCAGCCUCCCCGAAAGCAAACUCCAGAGAAGCCAAGAUGCCGAUGGCCAGGAAGAUAGCUUUGGCGCCGAGAUGCCUCCGCUGGACCUGACAGCUUUGUGUAAAGAGAACAGCUGGGAAGAGCCCAUUCCUACUUUGUCCUCAUGGCGGUGUGGCAGCAUUGAUUCAGAUGAAGCCCGCCUUUCCCCACAGGCAGGGCGCCUGAUUCGCCAGCUUCUAGAUGAAGACAGUGAUCCCAUGCUGUCCCCUCGAUUCUAUGCUUAUGGGCAGAGCCAGCAGUACCUGGAUGACACGGAAGUGCCUCCUUCCCCCCCCAAUUCACAUUCUUUCAUGAGGAGACGGAGCUGCUCUUUGGGAUCUUAUGAUGAUUACCAAGAAGACCUAACACUUGCACAGCUAACUCGACGGAUUCAAAGCAUUAAGAAAAAGAUCAGGAAGUUUGAAGACAGAUUUGAAGAAGAAAGGAAAUACAAACCUUCUCAUAGUGAUAAAGUAGCCAACCCAGAUGUAUUGAAAUGGACAAACGACCUUGCAAAAUUCCGAAAGCAGCUGAAAGAAACAAAGCUAAAGACAUCGGAGGAAGAACUAGAGCCCCUGACGCGACAACGAAGCAAUACACUCCCUAAGAGCUUUGGUUCUCCACUCGAAAAAGAUGAAAAGAAGCGAGAGGCGGCAGAAAAAGCAAACUUACCUGCUAUUGAAGCCACCCUGGAUUGUAUUAUGAAGAAGCUACGGGAGAAGCGGAUAGAGAACAACUAUCCAGAGGACAUCGAGGACAUGACCAGAGACCAGAUUGCUCUCGAGAAAGUGGCUCUGCAGAAGGCUUUGUUGUAUUAUGAGAGCAUCCACGGAAAACCGGCAACGAAAAGUGAACGUCAGAUUAUGAAGCCGCUCUAUGAAAGGUAUCGGCUGGUCAAACAGAUCCUGUCGCGAGCGAACACCGUGCCCAUCCAUGGAUCCCCUUCCAACAGGCGGAGAAGUCCUUUGCUACAGCCAAUUAUUGAGGGUGAAACAGCUUCCUUCUACAAGGACGUAAAGGAAGAAGAGGAAGAUUCAUCAGAUGACUACAUCACGAAGCAAGAUUUUGGGAUCCCCGUAGAAACUGACUUCUACUUUCUGGACCAUCUCGAUGACAUUGAUCGCUUCCUUUCCCCAGGGGAUGAGAGGUUCCAUCUAAAAGGUGGUCUCGAUAUGGGAUUUCCCAACCUUCAUGCUGCAUCUUUAAAUGAGCUUUUAGAACUACUUCAAGACAUGAAAGAAGAAAAGAAAAGACUUCGGAAAAAAAUUCGUGACUUUGAGGAUAAUUUUUUGAGACAAAACUCAAGAACUGCCCAGAAGGAAGACCGCAUUCCAAUGGCUGAGGAAUACAAUGACUACAAACAUGUGAAGGCAAAAAUAAGGCUCUUGGAGGUCCUCAUCAGCAAGAGAGACAUUGAUUUAAACAUCAUGUAAAAAAAAGCAUCCCUUCGGGAAAGACAUAGUUGGAUUGAGUGAAUGAAGGUGGUCUCAGUCCAAAGGAUAUCUUCUGCGAUACAGGCUGUGUUGUCUGUGGGCUGGUCACUCACUUCUAUAUUGUCUACUGAGAAAGGAACCUCUGUUUAGGAAUGUCGUAUCCAAGUCAACAUUUAUGCACAUACUCGUACCUUCACCAUGGUGGAACUUUACUCCUGUUAGUAAUGACCACCAUUUAAGUUUAGAGCCACCGAUCCUCCAUGUGACCCAAAGCUAUUCAACGAUCUGAGAAACACAAAGAACAAUUCCAUCCCACUAUGAUAAAACCGAGCUCAAGACUUUGAUUCACUUUUGGAGUUUUUGUGUUCUUUUUGGACCGUGAGUUAAGCAUUUCUGUGAAUUAGAGAGCCCUGUGUGCUUCCUUGGCUCCGUUGUGACAUUUUAAACAGCCUGUCCUAUCCACCA